This is a messenger RNA of Danio aesculapii, 464 nucleotides long. RefSeq names its product cilia and flagella associated protein 90 (gene cfap90). Lineage: Eukaryota; Metazoa; Chordata; Actinopteri; Cypriniformes; Danionidae. The coding region runs from base 14 to 424 and encodes 136 amino acids. The transcript has 3 exons. The record is from RefSeq and is a predicted model, not a curated record.
UGCGACCGCUGUAAUGGACGUUUCAUCCGAAGCCAAAUCGAAACCACUUUCAACUCUGUCUGUGUUCAGCUUUAUUCCACCCAGAAGGACUGAACCAAAGGAAAUGCGAUAUUUUAACUGUAGCACUAAGGCCCCAGAGAGGUCUCUGUAUGAUUGCUUGCAUCAGAGCACUGAGGGCUUUGAUAACAAACUCCACCGGGAUGAUAGAAAGCAUGCUAAAGCCAGAGGCCUGGACAUCUUCAGUGAGGAAUCCUCCAGACCAGCACCCGUUCUGUGCUCAUCCAUGUACGGCCGAUUUUCACCACUUCAUUAUGAUUCGAGCAGGAGCUUUGCUCGUGUUGCUCACAUUCGUUCUGAUUUCUACAAUAAGAAUGGGAUCACCUGGAGCGUGGAGGAAGGCUAUGGAUCUGUGACACCCGUCUAAAUGUGUCUGUUACAUACAGCGCACAUUAUGUCUGUACUGG